Messenger RNA from Trachymyrmex cornetzi, 866 nucleotides. Its product is annotated as protein KRTCAP2 homolog. NCBI's taxonomy places the organism in Eukaryota, Metazoa, Arthropoda, Insecta, Hymenoptera, Formicidae. The record is from RefSeq and is a predicted model, not a curated record. The transcript has 3 exons. Gene Ontology annotation, biological process: protein N-linked glycosylation. Bases 174 to 569 code for a protein of 131 amino acids.
GUUGCUGACAUUUGUACGCAUGGAAUAGUAGGUAUGCCGGUUAUCCAAACUGCAGUUAACCUGUGCUAACCUCAGUGAAUGUGCAGGGAAUUGUACACAGUUUAUGUAAAUUCUCGCUGUGAGAAAAGAAAGAAGGGAUAGGUCUAUGAUUAUUCCUAAAUUUUUCAGCAACAAUGGCUGUUAGCAGUGGAAUGUCAUUCAUGCUGUCAUCGAUAUUGGUGGUGUUAUUGUUCUCUGGUAUGCAGAUGUACAAAGUCUGGCUCAGCUCGUCACAGUUGGGAACCAUUCUCGGAGGAUUGAUCGGAUCUUUGUUGUUCAUGUGUACAUUGACUGCUGUGGGAAAUCUUGAAAGUACCUUAUUCGGAAAGUCUUUCCAACAGAAAUUACUCCCAGAAGUGGUCUUCUCAUUGACUUUAAGUCUAAUUGCUUCUGCCCUAAUCCACCGUGUGUCCACUACAACUUGUUUAAUAUUCUCUCUGGUUGCGCUGUAUUAUAUGAAUAGAAUUUCUCAGGAAACGUAUGGCGUGUCUAUACAAAAUACAAUCAUGCAGUCCAAGAAACGCAAGUGAAUAAGCAUAAGGAUAUUUGUGCGACAUAUCUUUUUACUAUCAUGUACACCAUAAUAUAUCAUACGUUCUACGUAAAGCUUCCAAUUUGUAAUAAAAUGCCAAUUGUAAAUUGUUGGAUAUUAUUUUCUCUAAGAUAUUGGGUGGAUUAAGACUUGUACUAAAAACUGAACCUCAAUUGUGAGCAAUUUCCCUAUCAACUUGCAUUUAUAUAAAUGUAUGUAAAUUUUGAAAGAGUUUUGUGAUGCAAUAAGAAAAAGAUUUGACUAAUGAAACAAAUUUGGGUGUAUGUAAAUGCUU